CCCCAGGCCCGAUGCUCCUGGGAGGGUGAGAAGGGGGGAGGCGUUAACCCCGCUUGGAGAUCGCGGAUGAGCCGGUGACAGUCCGGCAAGGUCCGGCGGGGGACAAGUGUCGGCGGAGUGGGCAGCGGCCAUGGCAGACCACAGCGCCAUCCAGUCUGCCGCCUCCAUGAGCAUCCGGCCUUUCCGUUCCAGCGAGGAAUACCUGGAGGCCAUGAAGGAAGACCUGGCAGAGUGGCUUCAUGCCCUGCACGGCCUGGCCGUGCCGGGGGGCGAGGGCUUCCUGGAGGCACUGGAGACGGGCGCGGCCCUGUGCCACCACGCCAACCACGUCAACGCCGUGGCCCGCGAGUUCGCCCUCGCCCACCCGGAGGCCGCCCGCCGCCUCCCACGGGUGCCCGGGCGCGAUGUGGUUUUCCAAGCUCGGGGCGUGGCGCCCGGCUCCUUCCUGGCCCGCGACAACGUGUCCAACUUCAUCGGCUGGUGCCGCGGCGAGCUGGGCAUCCCCGAGGUGCUCAUGUUCGAGACGGACGACCUGGUGCUGCGCAAGAACGAGAAGAACUUCGUGCUGUGCCUCCUGGAAGUGGCCCGGCGCGGCUCCAAGCUCGGGGUGCUGGCGCCCGUGCUCAUCCAGCUCGAGGAGGAGAUCGAGGAGGAGAUCGAGGAGGAGAUGCGGGACCAGGCCCGCGGACCGGCCCCCGCCGGGGACCGGGAGGCCGGAGCUCCAGACCACCGGACUCGCCCCUACCCAGGCCGCGGGCCUGGCAUGACCCUGUGCGACCUGAGGAACCUGGAUGAGUUGGUGCGGGAGAUUCUGGGCCACUGCACCUGCCCAGCCCAGUUCCCCAUGAUCAAAGUCUCAGAGGGUAAAUAUAAAGUGGGAGACUCCAGCGCCCUGAUCUUUGUUCGAGUGCUGAGAAGACACGUGAUGGUGAGGGUCGGGGGAGGAUGGGAUACCCUGGAGCAUUACCUGGAUAAACACGAUCCCUGCCGCUGCACCUCACUCUCGCACCGCCAGCCUCAGCCUCGGGUCCAGGCCUUCUCGCCCCAGAAGCCGCCCUCGGCCCCCAGCCCCCGACCCUCCAGCCCCCAGUGUGUGUCGGAAGGGCUGGGCCCCCCCCGGGGGGCUCCAGAGCCGAUGCGAAGCGGGGGCGACCGGAGGGGCUCGGAGCGGCCCCCGGCCCGGGCUGGGGUCCCGCCCGCCCCGACUCCGGACCCGUCCGGCGUCCGCAACCAGCGCGGCGGGCCGGACCCCCGACAGUCCACCCCUCUCAGGCUCCGGGACCAGCUGCCCCCCAGAUCUCGCCGACACUCGGGCGACAGCGACUCUUCGGCCUCUUCGGCCCAGAGCGGCCCCCUGGCCGGCCGCCGCGUGGAUGACCCGGCCCCGGGGUCCCGGAGGGACGGCGGGGGCGGACGGCGACGGUCGGCCGGGGCCGCCCCCGGGCCUCCCCUCGCCCCCCGGAGCCAGUCACGCGACCGGGGACCGCGCCCGGGGGACCGGGGAAGACCUCCGGCGACCAACGGGACGUCCCGCGUGUCCUCGCCGGGCCUGUCGCGGAGGGCUCCCCGGGCCCGGAGCCAGGGGCGUGACGGGGCGGCCGUGCUGGUGAUCAGCAGGGACCGGGGCGGCCAGCACACGUGGGCACGGGCCGAGGGGCGCCCGGGAGGCUCGGGCCGCAGCACCCCGCGCUCCCAGAGUCCGGCGCCUCCCCGUGCCCCCCCUCCCAGCCGCGCCGCCCCGGCCUCUGAGCCCCCCAGGCGACCCCGGGCCUCCCGGCCUCCGGUGGACAGUCUGAGCCGGGAGCUGGAGGAACUGUCCCGCAGCUUCCUGACCCCCUGGACCCUGGACCCGGGGCAGGAGCAGCACCUGAUCCGGUGCCUGGAGCAGGAGUUCCUAGCUAACUCUCAGGCCCUGGCGGCGGAGGGGCCCCCCCUGUCCUCGCCCCGGGCCCCCCAGACCACCCCAGACCCCCCAGCCCCCGACUCGGCUUACUGCUCCUCCAGCUCCUCUUCCUCCUCCCUCAACUUCUUCACCAAAUACGGGUACCUGGGCGAGGCGCCCCGGGCCGGGCUGACCCCCGAGGGCGUCGCCAAUGGCUCCGAAGAGGCCUGGGCCUCCCAGGUCGCCGGCCCCCAGAGGCCGCCGGCCCGCUCCAGCUCCUCAGACGAAAGCAACUCCUUCAGGGCUCCGGAUGGCCCAGCGGGGGCCCCGGGGGGCCCCGAGGGUGGCUGGAGUGAGCCGGACCUGGGGGCCUCUGAGGAGGAGGAGGAGGAGCGAGAGAAGGAGGCGCCCACGCCUGGCAACCGGGCUCCCACCACAGGCCCGCGGCGCCCGCCCGGCCAGAGCCCGGCCCCCCAUCAGCCCAAACCGCCGCCCUGCGCCCGGCCCCGUGCGGACCACCAGCCGGGCCGCAGGCCGUCCCGCAUCCCCACCCCGCUGAAUUACCGCAGCCCACGAGGGGGCUCCCCCAGGGACAGCCCCCCGGGGUCCCCGAGGUGGAGGGUCUUGCCCUCCGGCCCCCCCGGCUUGCUGGAACCGCUGGCUCGGGCCCCCCAGGAAGCGGGUGGACAGGGGGAGGCCGGCUGGAUGUGACCCCCUCCUUCCCCCCGCCCCGGGCCCUGCUGCUGUGGCCAUUCGGGGGCCGCCCCCUUCCCCAGCCCCGGCUGACUGGGGAUUUAAAGGGCUGGGGGAACCAUUGCACCCUUGCUCUGCUGCUCUCCUCUCAGCUGGACGCCUCCCUGCCCCCUCUCCUCUCGGUGCCUUAGUUUACCCAUUCCGCCGGCGGUGGGCCUGGGGUGUGGGGGCGGUCCGGCCCCACAGCCCCCGAUGGAGGCGGCUUGGUAGCCUGUCGUGGCUCUUGUUUGGCUCUGGGACCCCCCCUCUCCCCCGCUGGUGGCACGGAAUGGGGGCUCAGGGAUUCCGGCCCCUCCCUGCCCCGGGCGGGACCCCACCCCAGGAGCUGGCUGCCUGUGUGUGCGGGAAUAGCACAUGUAUUUAAAUCUAAUAUAUUGAGCGUGCGUGUGUGUGUGUGUGUGUGUGUGUGGACAGGCUGAGGCCGACGCCCCAGCUCUAAUGACCCCUGACCCUAGACUUCCUAUUAGACUCACCCACGAACGGCCCCCCACG
This is a messenger RNA of Tachyglossus aculeatus (Australian echidna), 3127 nucleotides long. It is a transcript of the gene GAS2L1, whose product is annotated as growth arrest specific 2 like 1. Gene Ontology annotation, molecular function: cytoskeletal adaptor activity; actin filament binding; microtubule binding. Bases 131 to 2593 code for a protein of 820 amino acids. The record is from RefSeq and is a predicted model, not a curated record. NCBI's taxonomy places the organism in Eukaryota, Metazoa, Chordata, Mammalia, Monotremata, Tachyglossidae. Gene Ontology annotation, biological process: protein localization to microtubule plus-end; regulation of microtubule polymerization or depolymerization; actin crosslink formation. Gene Ontology annotation, cellular component: stress fiber; microtubule plus-end; cytoplasm. The transcript is spliced from 6 exons.